Triticum urartu is the source of this 2377-nucleotide messenger RNA. Its product is annotated as B3 domain-containing protein Os12g0592300-like. Gene Ontology annotation, molecular function: DNA binding. Lineage: Eukaryota; Viridiplantae; Streptophyta; Magnoliopsida; Poales; Poaceae. The record is from RefSeq and is a predicted model, not a curated record.
AGUUUACCUCUCCCGGUGGUAACACCUGUCAAAUUUUACUCACUAGGAACCACUCCUCCCACCCUCACUCAUCAAAGCAGCCUCUUAUCGUUAACAUCAAGGAGAAAAGUUACAACAGCCUCGUCGGAGAAGCCAAGAACUCAUCUCCUCCUCUCCUCCUUCCUCAGGUCAGGGUCAGCUGCAUUCAGAUGUACGCACAUACUCUGCUUUCCUUGCAUCGCAUCCAUGGAUUUGGGGCCUUGGCAACUGACGAAGCUUCAUGCACAUCUGCAAUGGUGGUGGCAGGUGAGUUGAUGGUGGAUGGGAAGGGAAGGUGUGGGAGGUGCAGGGAGUGGCAGGAGCACUACUACUGGGAGCACAUGGAGGAUGUGAGCAAGAUCAGCUUCUUCAAGUUCAUGACAGGAGAUUUUCAGCAGCGCAUUAGCAUACCAGAGAAGAUUGCCAACAAUUUCAUCGGGAAGAUCACCAAUGGAGGAUUCACACUCAAAGCACCAAGCGGCGAGGAAUGGCGCGUUGGUGUCGAAAAGAUUGCCGAUGAGCUGUUCUUCAUGCCAGGAUGGGUGGAAUUUGCCAGGGCUCACGAACUGCAGGAGAAUGACCUCUUGUUCUUCAAAUGCAGUGGCAAUGGCUCCUUUGAUGUACUCAUCUUUGACGCAGGUGGCUGCGAGAAGGUUUCAUGUUUCUUUGCCAGUAAAAAGGGUACCAACAUGCGCAAACAGUUUGAUAACAUUGUGUGUCAACACGGUGAAGAGCACUGCAUUUUGAGUGAUUCAAAUGAUACUAGCAUGCCACUAUCUCAGCUGGUUCGGUCUACUCACAAGGCCUCUACUUCAAAGAAACCAAGGAAAGAGACUGAAUCUCCAAAGAACAACAACUGUUUUCUUAAGAAUGAGGCAGUAGAGGAAGAAGAGGAAAGUGAUAACCACCACACUGAAUCCGACUACUACUACUACUCAAGGUUUGCAAAUUGCCUGAGUGAAGAUGAUCGAGAGGAAAUAUUCGGGCUGGCAUCAAUUCAAUUAGGCAACCCUGUGUAUGUGGCUGUCCUGCAGAAGACUCAUGUUCGCCGCACGAACAACUUCCUGAUCGUCCCAAGCAAAUUUGCAGCUGAUCAUCUCGAGGGGAGAUCACAUGAGAUGCUGCUUCUCAGGCCAAACAGAAAAGAGAAAUGGUAUCUGAAGUACUACCACGGGAGUGUCACCCGAGGCUUCAACUGCCGGCGCUGGAGCAAGUUUGUUCGUGACAAUAGGCUGCGCGAGGGCUACGUGUGCGUCUUCGAGCUGAUGAAAGGCGCGAGGAAGGCGACGAUGACCGUUCACGUCCUUCGGAAGGUGGACGACAAGUUUGUUCUACUGGGCUAAGUUCCAGCAUCCUCCUCUGUGCCUGCGGUUCAGUAUGUGUACAUUUGCCAGGGAGAACUGAACUAGUAGUAUGGAAGUAGCUUGCGGUGUAUGAUGCAAGUGGACCACUUUUGUAACCUAAAGCACUUCUUAGUGUGGUAGUAUGUUUCCAAUGGAGCCAGGUAUGAGCAUUGUGAAUGUUCCCUGACCUCCACUGCCCGGCUCACCAUAUUGGAGGAUGGAUGAUUGGUCGUGGCUUGGGCUUGGCGCCGGCCGUGGCGCCAAGAAUGGCUCUCGGCUGGGGUAACAGCGACGAGGAGUGAACAGGGGGUGAGCAAGCAGACGGAUCUCUUGUUUGCCUUGCCUUGUUCAUCAAGGUGACCAGGCUUUUAUUUGUAAACACCACGCUAACAAACUGAAUUAUAGCCGGCUAGCACAUGAGAAACAAACCACUGUUGAAUCUUUAUAGCCGGCCAAUACUUGGAAACAAAGCACUAACUGAACCAUUAUUGCUGGCUAACACUUGGGAAACAAGCCACUGAAAAACUGAAUUUUUGUACCGCGCAUCGGCUGCGGUGUUGACUGAUGAUUGCCGUAAGUUGUUGAGUUCUUUCGGCAGGGCGACGAUCACUCACUGUGCUAGGGAGAGUAAUGCGGCAGCGCAUUGGCUAGCCAGUGCUGGUUAUAGAGGGAAGCAUUGGCUAGCCGGUGCUAGUUAUAGAGGGAAGCGUACUGGUGUCUGGCGUGAGCACCCCCCUGAUUUCUUAAUACCUUCCCUUGUAACUGAUAUGAUCAUUAUGUAAUAAAGGUCGCCGAAGUUCAAAAAAGAAAUCUUUAUAGCUAAUAAUAGCACGUUAACAAUUGGGAAACAACCCGCUAACAAACUGGGAACCGAAUCUGUAGCUAACAACUUAGCCCAAACAACUUUUUUUGACAGCUGUAAGACUACCUACUUUGGGUGAUUAACUUGCUAAGAAAAUAACAUGAUAACUUGAUUAUAGGAGAUCUUAUAUCCGCUAGCUGCGGCAAAGCCUGAG